Molecule: messenger RNA, 3308 nt
Organism: Pneumocystis carinii B80
Lineage: Eukaryota; Fungi; Ascomycota; Pneumocystomycetes; Pneumocystales; Pneumocystaceae
Exons: 1
Coding region: 47-3262 (1071 amino acids)
Source: RefSeq, a predicted model, not a curated record
AUCCAACUUAGAAACUACCCACUAAACUCCCCCAAAGGAGGUGGCAAUGGCACGGCCGGUUAAGAGGCAAGCACCACAAGCAGCACCAGCAGCGGAUGACAUUGAUGAGAAACACCUUUUGGCUUUCAUUGUGAAGGACAAAUAUAAAGAAGUACAACAAUGCAAACAAGAACUCGAGAAAUAUUGUAAAGAGUUGGAGGAAAUAGAUAAGGAUUUAGGAAAAGUAGAUAAAAAAGUUAAAGAAAUUUGUGAUAAAACAAAACGAGACGAAAAAUGCAAAAACCUGAAAGACGAAGUUGAACAAGAAUUGGAUGCUUUUGAUAUAGAUCUUCAAGAUGAAAAAGUUUGUGAAAAAUAUGAAGAAAAAUGUAUACUUUUAGAAGAGACGGAUUAUGAUGAUAUUAAGAGUGAUUGUGUUAACUUGAGGGAGAAAUGUUACAAAUUGAAGCGUGAAAAGGUGGCAGAGGAGCUCCUUUUGAGGGCGCUCGGAGGGGAUGCUAAAGAAGAAGCUAAAUGUAAAGGAAAGAUGAAUACUGUUUGCCCAGUGUUGAGCCGAGAAAGCGACGAAUUGAUGUCUUUUUGCCUUGAUCCGACUGGAACGUGUGGAGAUCUGAAAACAAAAUUGGGCGAAGUUUGCAAACCUUUAGAAACAGAAUUGAAUGAGAAAAGUUCAGAAAAGUGUCAUGAAAGACUUGAGAAAUGUCAUUUUUACAAAGAAGCGUGUACUGAAACAAAGUGUGAUGAGGAUAUGAAGCAAUGCAAGGAAAAAGGAUUCACAUAUAAAGCGCCAGAAUCUGAUUUUAGUCCUGUCAAGCCGAAGGCGUCGUUGUUGAGAAGUAUUGGGUUUGAUGAUGUGUAUAAAAGAGCUGAAAAAGAAGGAAUUAUUAUUGGAAAAUCAGGAGUGGAUCUACCAAGGAAGUCAGGUACAAAAUUUCUGCAAGAUCUCUUGCUAGUCUUGAGCAGAGAUGGGAAUGAGAAGGAACCAGAUAAAAAGUGCAAAAAAGCGUUAGAAAAAUGUGAUGCUUCUAAGUAUUUGAAUACUGAAUUGAAAAAGUUAUGUGAAGAUCAAAAGAAAGACGACAAAUGCAAAGAAUUACUAGAUGUAAAUGUAAAAGAAAGAUGUACAAAUCUUAAAUUAAAACUUUAUCUCAAAGGGUUGUCUACAGGAUAUGAAAAAGCUGAUUCAGAUCUUUUAUUGUGGGGACAGCUGCCAACUUUUUUUAUAAAAGGAGAGUGCGCAGAACUUGAGUCGGAAUGUUUCUAUUUAGAAAAUGCGUGUAAGGAUAAUAAUAUUGAUAAAGCGUGCCAAAAUGCAAGAGCAGCGUGCUAUAAAAAGGGACAAGACAGGAUGUUGAAUAAGUUCUUUCAAAAGGAAUUGAGGGGGAAGCUUGGUCUUGUAAGAUUUUAUAGCGAUCCUGAAGAAUGCAAAAAAUCUGUGGUAGGAAACUGUACAAAACUUAAAGGAGAUAAAAGAUACUUUUCAAAAUGUCUUUAUCCUAAAGAACUAUGUUAUGCGGUUUCAAAUGAUAUUUUUCUUCAAUCCAAAGAGUUAAGUUUGCUUUUAGAUGAUCAGAGAGAUUUUCCAUUUGAAAAGGAUUGUCUUGAAUUGGGAGAGAAGUGUGAUCAACUUAGUAGUGAUUCAUUAUUGAAUUUAGAAAAGUGUAUAACAUUGAAAAGACGCUGUGAAUACUUUAGAGUUUCAGAGGGAUUUAGAAAAGUAUUUUUAGAAAAAAAAGAUGAUUCGUUAAUGACUCAGGGAAACUGUACAAAGGCAUUGCAUGGGAAAUGCCAUCAAUUAUAUAGGAGGAGAAAGAAUUCAUUUAGUGUUUCAUGUGCUUUACCAGAAGAAACAUGUAGUUAUAUGGUAUUCCACACAAGUCAAGAUUGUAAAUAUUUAAAAGAAAACAUCAAGAAUGGAGAAAUUGUAGGAAAAAUUGAAAAAGCAAAUGGAAAUGAAGCAACACUUGAAGAACUCUGCACAACAUGGGGCCGACAUUGUCAUCAACUUGUGGAGAACUGUCCAGAUCAGUUGAAAAAAGAGAAUGGCAAUGGCAAUAAUCAUAACUGCGAAGCACUCGAUGAAAAAUGCAGGGAUACUUUUGAAAAGUUGAAAGCGAAGGAUGAGCUAACUCAUCUGUUGAAAGGAAGUUUAAGCAAAGAUGAUGAUUGUAAAAAAAAAUUAGGAGAGAGUUGUACUGAGUUGGAAAAGAAUGAAGCAUUCAAAACUCUGUAUAGUAAAUGUGAUGAUAAAAUUGCCGAAGAACUUUGCAAAAAAUUAGUUAAAAAAGUAAAAGAGAGAUGUCCUACUUUAAAAACCGAUCUGAAUAAAGCGAAAGAGGAGUUGACAAAGAUGAAAAAAGAAUACGAUGAGCUCAAACAGGUGGCAGAAAAAUCUACAGAGGCAGCUAAGUUAUUGCUAUCAAAGUCUGGAAAAGCCGCAAUGCCAAGUGGACAGGAUAGCAAUGGUUCUGCACCAGUAUCCGCACCAGCAGGAUCAGGGUCGCCAUCAUCACCAGCAGUACCACCACCACCAGGGUCACCACAAAAUGGAACGACAGACGCAUCAGGUAAAACGCCAAGCACAGGAGAUGGAACACCAGGCACACCGGGUAGUGGAACGCCAAACUAUGUAAAAUUUGGACUCGUUAAAAGAGCAUAUGUAGAUGGAGGUGUAUCAGAAGUAGAAGUAAAAGCAUUUGAUGCAACGACGAUAGCAUUGGAAUUGUAUUUGGAAUUGAAAGAGGAAUGCAGCGCUUUACAACUAGAUUGCGGUUUUAAAGAGGAUUGUAAGGAAACUGAACCAGCUUGUAAAGAAAUAGACACGUUAUGCGGAGGAAUAAAACCAUUAGAAAUUAAGCCUCAUCAUACAGAGACACAAAAAGAAAUCUCAACCACUACGACGACCACUACGACGACCACUACCAUGACCAGUACCACGACUACGACGACAACUACUACGACAACCAAACCGGGAAGUGGAGGAAAAGUAACAGAAGAGUGUACAAUGAUACAAACAACAGAUACAUGGGUGACGAGUACGUCAUUGCAUACGAGUACGAUAACGAGUACGUCAACGGUGACGUCGACAGUGACGUUGACGUCGAUGCGCAAGUGCAAGCCUACCAAAUGUACUACUGAUUCAAGCAAAGAGACACAGAAAGAAGAAGAAGAAGAAGUAAAACCAAAUGAUGGGGUGAAAAUAAGAGUUCCUGAUAUGAUUAAAAUAAUGUUGUUGGGAGUGAUUGUUAUGGGGAUGAUGUAAAAUGAAUGAAAAAAAUGUUAAUAGAAUGAAAAUGUGCAUAUAUCCA